AGGAAGAGGAGGAGAAGAAGAAGAGGAGGAGAAGAAGAAAACAAAACAAAAAAAAACCUCGGCGUUUGAUGGUUUACUAUCAGCUCCGCAGGCUGAUCUGCUUUAAGGGACUGAAAGACAUCCAUCUGUCGAGCCGUGGCUUGCAGUUCUUCUCACAGGCAGACGUAGACAUUGUGUGUGAUUGUCCCACCUGGACAGCCAUGCCUCGGCCACAGACCAAAAGGCAGAAGACCUCAAACUAUUCAGCAGCCAAGGCGGUGGACAAGACCAAAUUAGUUCAGAGACGUGAUGAAGACUUCCUGAGUGUGAUCGAACAAAAGCGACUGACUACAGCGCCAUCUAUAGUCAGCUUUAAUUUCCAGAUGAAGCGUGUGAGGGUUCUGUCCUCCUGCGAGGAAUUCCUAGACGAGCACAGCGGCGUCCUCUACUGGAUGUCCAGGGACCAGAGAGUCCAAGAUAACUGGGCAUUACUCUUUGCCCAGAAGCUUGCUUUGAGGAUGGCUACUCCCCUACAUGUGUGUUUCUGUCUUGUGCCGCGAUUCCUGGAGGCAACCAUAAGACACUAUGGCUUCAUGCUCAAGGGUCUACAGGAGGUACAACAGGAGUGUCAGAAGCUGGACAUCAGUUUCCACCUGCUGAUGGGUUAUGCACAGGACGUGCUGCCACGCUUCAUCAUGGACUGUGGUAUAGGUGGCGUUGUCACUGACUUUUGUCCUCUCAGGUUGCCCACCCAGUGGGUCAGUGACAUGAGAGAUGAGCUGCCCGAGGAUGUGCCUUUCUUUCAGGUCGAUGCUCACAAUGUUGUGCCAUGUUGGGAGGCUUCUUCGAAACUGGAGUAUGGUGCCAGGACCAUCAGGAAGAAAAUAACGGACCAGUUGUCUACUUAUCUCACAGAAUUCCCGCCAGUAAUCCAGCAUCCACAUCCCUCUAAAACCAAACCUCAGCCAAUAGAUUGGCAGUCUGUACAUGCCAGCCUAGAAGUAGAUCGCUCUGUGGGCGAGGUGGACUGGGCCACACCAGGCACCACGGGUGGUCUCCGAAACCUGGAAUCCUUCAUUAAAUACAGACUGAAAUCCUUCAGUACAUCCAGAAGUGAUCCCAACAAGAGUGCUCUCAGUAAUAUGUCACCUUGGUACCAUUUUGGCCAGGUUUCAGUCCAGAGAGCCAUGCUGCAGGUGAAGGAGCUCAGUGGCAAAUACAGCGACUCUGUUGCAGCCUAUAUAGAGGAGGGCAUCAUACGCCGGGAGCUUGCUGAUAACUUUUGCUACUAUAAUGACAACUACGAUAAUGUUGGUGGAGCAUGGGAGUGGGCCAGGAAGACUCUGGAUGAGCACAGGAAGGAUCAGAGAGAGUACGUGUACACAAGGGUCCAGCUGGAGGAGGCUCAAACACACGACCAUCUGUGGAACGCCGCCCAGAUCCAGAUGGUCCGUGAAGGAAAGAUGCAUGGCUUUCUGAGGAUGUACUGGGCCAAGAAAAUCCUAGAGUGGACAGAGUCGCCAGAACAGGCUCUGGAGUUUGCCAUAUACCUAAACGACAGGUACCAGCUGGAUGGCAGAGACCCAAAUGGUUAUGUGGGUUGUAUGUGGUCGAUCUGUGGGAUCCAUGAUCAGGGUUGGGCAGAACGAGCCAUUUUCGGGAAAAUCCGUUACAUGAACUACAAUGGCUGCAAGCGCAAGUUUGAUGUUCCGGCCUUUGUUGAAAAGUGCGAGGUCGCUCCAGGUCUGAACACCACUGGCAAAAAAUAGCUUUUCAGAUGGAAGUGGAUGACAUUUUCAUGUGUCUAAUAAAUUUGGAAGGUGGAAUUGCCUUUGG
Thalassophryne amazonica is the source of this 1815-nucleotide messenger RNA. It is a transcript of the gene cpdp, whose product is annotated as CPD photolyase. The transcript is spliced from 11 exons. NCBI's taxonomy places the organism in Eukaryota, Metazoa, Chordata, Actinopteri, Batrachoidiformes, Batrachoididae. Gene Ontology annotation, molecular function: deoxyribodipyrimidine photo-lyase activity. The record is from RefSeq and is a predicted model, not a curated record. Gene Ontology annotation, biological process: photoreactive repair. Bases 69 to 1748 code for a protein of 559 amino acids.